Molecule: messenger RNA, 189 nt
Organism: Hyaloscypha bicolor E
Lineage: Eukaryota; Fungi; Ascomycota; Leotiomycetes; Helotiales; Hyaloscyphaceae
Exons: 1
Source: RefSeq, a predicted model, not a curated record
UUCAGGGUAAAAUAUCGACUCUGGAAAGCGCGUUUGGCUGGACGAAAAUCACAGAACACCAAAGGGGCCUACAACAAAGCACUUAAUCCUGAUCAGGAGGAGGGCGUCAAGCAGUUUAUCGAUUUCCUGAUCUAUUUAGGCCAUAAAGCUGAUCUCAAAACGGUUCGGGCGGCGGCAAACAAGAUUCUA